AACCUAUCAACAGUGUAAUUUAUGGAAACCUGUUGGUGAUGCUUGCAGGGAAUGGGAGAUUUCUUGAACCAAAUGGCAACUACAAUGAAUCAAUAAUCUAAGCCUUAGUAGGCAUGGGGAUGGAAGUUUGCUGCACCUUGGACAUGAUUGAGAAACAACAAGCAUUAGAGCUAAAGAAGGCUGGACUCACUGCUUAUAACCACAAUCUUGAUACUUCAAGAGAGUACUACCCAAACGUCAGAUCACUACUAGAAGUUAUGACGAACGCCUUGAAACUCUUGAGCAUGUUCGUGAAGCUCGAAUCAACGUUUGUUCAGGCAGAGGAGGACACAGUAGGUUUAUUACACACACUGGCAACACUUCCUUCUCACCCUGAGAGUGUUCCCAUUAAUGCUCUACUUGCAGUGAAAGGCACUCCUCUCGAAGACCAGAAGCCGGUUGAGAUAUGGGAGAUGAUUUGGAACCGCACUUAUUGUAAUGCCAAAAGCAAUGAGAAGCUUCUAACCACACCAAACAAUGAUUUUGAUGCCGACCAGCUCAUGUUCAAGACAUUAGGCCUCAUUCCUAAACCGCCAAGUUUCUCUGAAGAUGAUUCAGAAUCAGAAAACUGCGAGAAAGUUGCUUCCGCUUCUCACUAAUAUCAUUAACCACUUCUUUUUUGUUUGGAGUCGGGACACUACAAAGCAGUCCCUUUUACUUGUGUAGCAUGAUUUGCCGAUUUUGUGAUACCAUUGUUCGUUAAUCGUUAUUCAUAGAUGUCUAGAUUUCAUCAGAAAGUAAACUUAUUAUUCUAGA
Messenger RNA from Arabidopsis arenosa, 795 nucleotides. The record is from the annotation of a GenBank genome assembly. NCBI's taxonomy places the organism in Eukaryota, Viridiplantae, Streptophyta, Magnoliopsida, Brassicales, Brassicaceae.